GAUGGCCUGGAAAAUCGAAAAUAAUUUUUGAAAUACCUAUUUUCCUGCUUUGGUUACAUGAUGGUUUUCUGUAAAAUGUCAUUUCUUUUUGGAAAAAUCGUCAGUCGAUACAGAGUGACUCAUUUAGUAAAAAACUACGUUACUGUCUGGACCGAUGCAUAUCCAAGAGUUGCAUCACAUGCUUGCUGGGAUAAAUACAAUUACGUAGGGUUGCUCCCACAAAGAACGUUGAGUUCGGUACAAGAAACGAAAAAAGACGAACAUUGUAAUGUUGGGACCAUCGGGCACGUGGAUCAUGGUAAAACUACACUCACGGCCGCAAUUACCAAGGUGCUAUCGCAGGAUGGCACAACCAGCUACGUUUCGUAUGAUCAAAUCGACCGCGCACCAGAGGAAAAGGCCAGAGGAAUAACAAUAAAUGCAGCCCACAUCGGUUACAAAACGGAAAAACGACACUAUGCACACACUGACUGUCCGGGGCAUGCUGAUUACGUCAAAAACAUGAUAUCCGGAGCGUCCCAGAUGGAUGGUGCCAUACUAGUCGUGGCAGCCACCGAUGGUCAGAUGCCGCAAACCCGGGAACACUUACUGUUAGCGCGCCAGGUCGGCGUUAGCAAAAUAGUAGUGUUCAUCAACAAAGCCGACCAGGUCGACGAUGAAGUGCUGGAGUUGGUGGAAAUUGAACUGCGUGAACUGUUGUCCGACUUCGGCUUCGAUGGAGUGGAAAGUCCCAUCGUUGUAGGCUCGGCACUGCUUGCUUUGCAAGGUGACCAGUCGGCACUUGGUGAACCUUCAAUUCGGAAACUGCUGGACGCAAUCGAUUCGUACAUUCCGACACCGACGAGAGACCUGACGUCUCCGUUUUUGCUUCCGAUCGACAAUGCGUUUACCGUACCCGGUCGGGGCACGGUCGUAGUCGGAACAUUGGCCCGAGGGAUAAUGAAGAAAAAUGAGGAAGCCGAACUGCUUGGUUUCGACGAGGAAAUUCGCACCACCAUCGGAGGUAUGCAGGUGUUCAAAAAAGACGUCGGCGAAGCAAAGGCCGGUGACAAUAUUGGGGCACUGCUCCGGGGUGUAAAGCUACAGUCUGUCCAACGAGGGAUGCUCCUUUGUGCCGCUGGAAGUGAGAGAGUUUCGAAUCACUUUGAAGCAUCGAUGUAUUUGCUGGCUAAAAACGAGGGUGGCCGUUCCAAACCGCUUACCUCCAAGUACAUUCAGCAGCUGUUCAGCAAAACUUGGAAUGUACCCUGUCGAGUAGAUCUUGUAGGACAGGACAUGCUGAUGCCCGGUGACCACGGUGCUAUUAAAUUAACAUUGCUCAGGAAAAUGGUCAUGUCUUGCGCUCAGUCAUUUACGGUAAGAGAGAACGGCAAAACGGUGGCAACUGGUUUAAUUACCAAAGUGCUUAGCCCUGUAAACUUACCACAAAAGAAGCUAAUCAAGCUGGAGCUCGAAAAUUGAUUACAAUAAAGAAAAGGAGUUAC
Anopheles coustani is the source of this 1484-nucleotide messenger RNA. RefSeq names its product elongation factor Tu (gene mEFTu2). Bases 58 to 1461 code for a protein of 467 amino acids. Gene Ontology annotation, cellular component: mitochondrion. Gene Ontology annotation, biological process: mitochondrial translational elongation. The record is from RefSeq and is a predicted model, not a curated record. The transcript has 2 exons. NCBI's taxonomy places the organism in Eukaryota, Metazoa, Arthropoda, Insecta, Diptera, Culicidae. Gene Ontology annotation, molecular function: GTPase activity; translation elongation factor activity; GTP binding.